UCUUCCUUCCUUCCUUCCUUCCUUCCUUCUUCUUCUUCUUCUUCACUUUUGAGUUUGCUUUUAAAGACACAAAAUUUAAAACCCUAAAGAGAGAGAUAGAUGGAUAGAUAGAGAGAUAGUACAGUACAAUGCUGUUUCCUAACUUCUUCUAUUUCCGUUUCUUGUUUGCUUAGAUCUGUACAGUACUCUGCACUGUUCACUAGGAGUGAGCUGUGCUUGAUUUACAAGCACAAGUUCUUUAACUUGCAAUGGAGGAACCGAUAAUGCCAUCUGCUAUUGAAGAGCCUGUGGACAUGAUUCGAACUCCAGAGAAACCAUCUUCUGUUACUUCAGUGGAAAGUGCGAAAAGGGUCACAAAAACUACAAAACCUACUAUUUCAGCAACCUCCAAUCUUUUAGUACCAACUGGUUCUUAUAGGAAAAGAGCUGAAUCAAGAAACAGUUUAGGUUCAAGUUCAAAUGUGACCAAACCAUCUUUAGUUGCUUCAUCUCGUAAUUCGAACUCAGUUCCUGUGGCAAGAAGAGUUAGCACUGGAGGAGUUUCUGAGAAAUCUUCUGCAGUAAAGCAACCAAAUAGUGUUGCAGGAAAAAAUACUCCUGCUGUUUCUGAUCCAGUUAGGCGGUCUCUUCCGGAGCUUAGAAGGAGUUCCUUGCCUUCAGUUGCUACAAAAUCUGUAAGCCGAGCCAGUGUUUCAGGGGCUAGGAAGUCAGCUCCUGCGACUCCUUUGGAUAGGAGUUUGAGAUCAUCAACAGGUUCCGAUAUAAGUAAGCCAGAGAUUGUCAAGAAACCAUCAGUUAAACCAGCAUUAUCAGUCUCUUCCUCCUCAAAAAGGGUUUCUUCAAUAUCAUUGGACAGUACAGGCAGUAGUGCAAGUAGGAAAACGGUUUCAAAAGUUUCUUCACCAUCGGCUCGCUCGCCUUCAGUUUCUAGUGGAAUGAGAACUGGAUCCUUGUCAACAUCUGUGGAUAGAAGUUCUAAUUUGUCUGGACGGAGGAAAAUGGGCACUCCUGAGAGCCGGGAUUCUCGGUUCAUUGUUCUUCCCCAAGUGGAGAUUAAAGCUGGUGAUGAUGUGAGAUUGGAUCUUAGGGGCCACAGAGUUCGAAGCCUCAAUGCUAGUGGGUUGAACUUAUCGCCCAAUUUAGAGUUUGUCUAUCUCAGAGACAAUCUUUUAUCUACAUUGGAAGGAAUUGAGAUACUGAAGCGGGUUAAGGUUCUUGAUUUAAGCUUCAAUGAGUUCAAGGGACCCGGGUUUGAACCUCUGGAGAAUUGCAAGGCUCUGCAGCAACUUUAUCUUGCCGGUAAUCAAAUCACCUCGCUCAUAAGCCUUCCCCAGCUUCCUAACCUGGAGUUCCUCUCUGUUGCACAAAAUAAAUUGAAGUCUCUUUCAAUGGCAAGUCAACCUCGACUGCAGGUAUUAGCUGCCAGCAAAAAUAAAAUAACAACAUUAAAGGGUUUCCCAUAUCUACCUGUCCUUGAGCAUUUACGAGUAGAGGAGAAUCCUAUACUUAAGAUGCCGCAUCUAGAAGCAGCAUCUAUUUUGCUGGUUGGUCCUACACUGAAAAAGUUUAAUGAUAGAGAUCUUUCCCGAGAAGAGGUGGCAAUUGCAAAGCGUUAUCCUGCUUGUACUGCCUUGUGCAUUAGGGAUGGCUGGGAGUUCUGUCGUCCUGAGAAUGCAGCAGAUUCUACUUAUCAGUUUCUUUUCGAGCAAUGGAAAGAUCAUUUUCCCCCAGGCUAUCUUCUCAAGGAUGCUUCUGUUGAUCAACCUUUUGAAGAAGAUGCUUGCCGCUGCCACUUCAGUUUUGUCCAAGACAACACUUUGAAUGUGGAUUCACAACUAGCCUUAAGAUAUCAAUGGUUUAUGGGAGAGAGAACACUUUCAGAUUUUGUUGCUAUUCCUGAUGUCACUGAAGAGGUAUACUGGCCAAAGCAUGAAGACAUUGGUAAAAUCCUAAAAGUAGAAUGUACCCUCAUAUUGGGAGAAACAGAGUAUCCUACAAUAUUUGCCAUAUCUUCGCCAGUUAAACGAGGAAAUGGAAUUCCAAAGGUUGUAAACCUUGAAGUGCGUGGGGAUUUAAUUGAAGGAAAUAUUAUCAAAGGCUAUGCUGAGGUUGCAUGGUGUGGUGGAACUCCAGGGAAAGGUGUUUCCAGUUGGCUGAGGAGAAAAUGGAAUAGUAGCCCGGUGGUUAUUGUUGGUGCAGAAGAUGAGGAGUAUCAGCUAACUUUAGAUGACAUUGACUCAAGUUUGGUUUUCAUGUAUACCCCAGUUACUGAGGAAGGUGCCAAAGGAGAGCCUCAGUACAAGUAUACUGAUUUUGUUAAAGCAGCUCCUCCAUCAGUCACUAAUAUUCAAAUUGUUGGAGAUCUUAUUGAAGGAAGUAUCAUAAAAGGAGUCGCAAAGUACUUUGGGGGAAGAGAAGGUCCCAGCAAGUUUGAAUGGUUACGUGAAAGCAAAGAAUCUGGAGAUUUUCAAUUGGUUUCAAUGGGUACGCCAGAGUAUACUCUGACCAAAGAGGAUGUAGGCCGACACAUAGCUUUUGUUUACAUACCGAUUAAUUUCGAAGGGCAGGAAGGGGAAUCUCUAUCAAUAGUGUCUCCUGUGGUGAAGCAAGCACCUCCAAAAGUGACAAAUGUUAAGAUUAUUGGCGAUAUGAUGGAAAACAGUAAGGUUUCUGUUACUGGCAUUGUUUCGGGAGGAACUGAAAGUUCUAGCAGAGUUCAGUGGUUCAAAACAACUUCUUCAACACUGGAUGGUGAGAAUGGUCUUGAAGCAGUAAGUGCAUCCAAAAUUGCUAAGGCAUUCCGCAUACCUCUUGGAGCAGUUGGAUACUACAUUGUUGCAAAAUAUACUCCUAUGACUCCAGAUGGUGAAUCUGGCGAAUCUGUAUAUGUUAUAUCUGAAAAUGCAGUUGAGACUCUUCCCCCAAGUCUGAAUUUCUUAUCUAUUACUGGUGAUUACACUGAAGGUGGAAUGUUGACAGCAUCAUAUGGCUAUAUAGGUGGUCAUGAAGGAAAAAGUGUGUACAAUUGGUAUCUUCAUGAGGCUGAAACAGAUUCUGGUACUCUGAUACCUGAGGGUUCUGGAGUUCUUCAGUAUCGUAUUAUUGGGGAUGCAAUUGGUAAGUUCAUAUCCUUCCAAUGUGUCCCUGUCCGUGACGAUGGCAUAGUAGGUGAGCCAAGAACUUGCAUGGGACAGGAGCGAGUUCGACCUGGAAGUCCAAGGCUGCUUUCUCUACAAAUAGUUGGAACUGCUGUUGAAGGAACUGCAUUAAGUGUUGACAAAAAGUAUUGGGGAGGUGACGAAGGAGAUUCAGUUUUCCGUUGGUUUCGGACUAGUUCAGAUGGCAAUCAAAGUGAAAUACGUGGUGCUACUGCCGCAUUGUACAUGCUUUCAAUUGAUGAUAUUGGAUUCUUUGUUUCAGUUUCAUGUGAGCCUGUUAGGAGAGAUUGGGCUCGUGGCCCUAUUGUUGUUUCUGAACAGAUCGGCCCUAUCAUACCUGGCCCUCCAACUUGUCAGUCGUUAGAGUUUCUGGGAUCUAUGAUGGAAGGACAACGUCUGAGCUUUGUUGCUUCUUACAGUGGAGGGGAGAGGGGAAAUUGUUUCCAUGAAUGGUUUAGAGUGAAAAGUGAUGGUGUGAGAGAGAAAUUAAGCGCUGAUGAGUUUUUGGAUUUGAAAUUGGAGGAUGUUGGAAAAAGUAUCGGACUUGUUUACACUCCAACACGGAAAGAUGGUGUAAAAGGAAAUCCUAGGACCAUAAAGUCCAAUAUGAUCGCACCAGCGGAUCCUGUGGGACUGGAACUCGUGAUCCCUAACUGCUUUGAGGACAAGGAAGUGGUCCCUCAAAAAACAUACUUUGGCGGACAAGAGGGAGUUGGAGAGUAUAUUUGGUACAGAUCAAAGAACAAGCUACACGAUUCUGCAUUGAUGGAUAUAUGUAAUGCCGGUGAUGAUGUUGUCUUAUGUAGUAAAUCAUUGACAUAUACUCCAUCACUUGAGGAUGUGGACUUUUACUUGGCCUUGUAUUGGUUGCCCACUCGUGCAGACAGCAAAUGUGGAAAACCAUUAGUUGCAAUCUCUGAUUCUCCUGUUAAGCCAGGUCUUCCAGUUGUUUCUGAUGUUCGAGUAAAGGAGUUGUCUUUUGGUAUGUAUUCUGGAGAGGGAAAGUACUUUGGUGGCUAUGAAGGAUCAAGCCUCUUCAGCUGGUAUAGAGAAACUAAUGAGGGGACCAUCGUUCUUAUUGAUGAGAGUAACUCUAAAACUUAUGAAGUCACAGAUGCGGAUUAUAAUUGCCACUUGUUGUUCGGGUACACACCAGUUCGUUCAGAUUCACUUGUGGGCGAACUCAAAUUGUCUGAGCCUACUGGAAUUAUUCUCCCAGAACUUCCAAGAGUGGAAAUGCUUGCUCUCACUGGAAAGGCAAUAGAACGCGAUGUUCUCACUGCUGUUGAAGUUAUACCCAAGAGUGCAGCUCAACAAUCUGUCUGGAGCAAGUACAAGAAGGAUGUCAAAUAUCAAUGGUUCUCUUCAUCUGUAAUUGGGGACAUAGACUCCUUUGAGCCCUUACCGGCACAACGUUCUUGCUCUUACAAGGUGCGACUGGAGGACAUUGGUAGAUGCUUGAGAUGUGAAUGCAUUGUGACUGAUGUGUUUGGAAGGUCAAGUGAGCUGGCAUAUGCUGAGACUGCUGCUGUAUUGCCAGGGAUUCCUAAAAUAGAUAAAUUAGAGAUCGAGGGACGGGGUUUUCACACCAACUUAUAUGCUGUUCGAGGCAUUUACAGUGGAGGAAAGGAGGGAAAAAGUAGAAUACAGUGGCUCAGAUCAAUGGUUGGUAGUCCUGAUCUGAUCUCAAUACAAGGAGAAGUGGGAAGGAUGUAUGAAGCUAAUGUAGAUGAUGUAGGGUACAGAUUGGUGGCUAUUUAUACUCCUGUGAGAGAAGAUGGUGUUGAAGGGCAGCCGGUGUCUGCGUCAACAGAGCCAAUUGCUGUUGAGCCUGAUGUUCUUAAAGAAGUGAAGCAGAAGCUUGAACUUGGAUCUGUGAAGUUUGAGGCAUUAUGUGACAAGGAUCGUUCUCCCAAAAAGGUCCCCGGAGAAGGGAGUCUUGAGAGAAGGAUUCUAGAAGUUAAUAGGAAAAGAGUCAAGGUUGUGAAGCCGGGUUCCAAGACCUCGUUUCCUACAACUGAAAUUCGUGGAAGUUAUGCUCCACCCUUCCAUGUCGAACUUUUCAGGAAUGACCAACAUCGGCUUAGGAUUGUAGUGGACAGUGAGAAUGAAGUUGACCUGAUGGUUCAUUCCAGGCAUCUGCGGGAUGUUAUUGUCCUUGUAAUCCGAGGCCUUGCUCAGAGAUUUAAUAGUACAUCACUCAAUUCUCUCCUCAAAAUAGAAACAUGAUGUAAACAUUGAAUUAAUAGGAAAAAAAGAAAAAAAAGAAAAAAAAUAUAUAUAUAUAUAUAUAUAUGUUCAGUUGUAGGAUUUGGUUCAUUUAGUCACCAAUCUGAUCCCCAUUUUUACUUACCAUUUAUUCUUGUUUCCUUGGCGGUUGUUCUGUGUGUAAGAUAUGCUUGUGCAGUGCUCCAAAUGCUGGAGGUGUCAAAAUAUUUGUAUAUUAUUACAUAUCUACGAGUUAUUUGAGAAAUCUUGGCUUUCAAUCCUUA
Messenger RNA from Ricinus communis (castor bean), 5650 nucleotides. Its product is annotated as 187-kDa microtubule-associated protein AIR9. NCBI's taxonomy places the organism in Eukaryota, Viridiplantae, Streptophyta, Magnoliopsida, Malpighiales, Euphorbiaceae. The record is from RefSeq and is a predicted model, not a curated record. The coding region runs from base 249 to 5387 and encodes 1712 amino acids. Gene Ontology annotation, cellular component: plasma membrane; plasmodesma. Gene Ontology annotation, molecular function: protein binding. The transcript is spliced from 38 exons.